AUGACAGUGAAAGAUUUGAGCCACCAUCUAUCGAACGAAUCGAAGGGAAGACAGCCUUCUGCUUUGAAGACCGCUUUCAAGUACUUUGGUCAAGAGAACAUGGUUUUCUUGGGCGGAGGACUGCCUUUGUCUGACUACUUCCCUUGGGACAAGAUCACCGCUCAUUCCCCGGCCCCUCCAUUUUCCAACGGUAUUGGUGCCAAGCCAACCAAUGAGAAGGACACCACUGUCACCGAAGUCGGAAAGGUCAAAGAAUUGGACUACGACGUUCCUCUUGGAAGAUCGUUGCAAUACGGACAUACCGAAGGUCAAGUCGAAUUAACUGACUUCCUGAAGACCCACACCGAAAUCAUCCACAAGAUCCCAAACAAGGAGUGGGAUCUCGUUCUUUCUGUGGGAAACACCCAAUCGUGGGAAGCCACCCUGAGAACUUUCUGUAAUCCUGACGACACCGUUGUGGUUGAAGAGUACUCUUUCUCGUCUGCCAUCGAGACCGUGAGAGCUCUUGGUAUCAGCAUGGCUCCAGUCGAGAUGGACGACGAGGGAAUUAUCCCUGAAAAGCUCGACCAAUUGUUCAACGAAUGGGACUCUCCAAAGCCAAAGCCUAAAUUACUUUACACCAUCUCCACUGGUCAGAACCCAACUGGUUCUUCGCUGUCCAAUGAGAGAAGAGAGGCUAUUUACAAGAUCGCCAGCAAACACGACUUCAUCAUCGUGGAAGACGAGCCUUACUACUUCCUUCAGAUGGCCGACUACGAAAAGGGUGCUUCCGAGCCACCAGCCGUGACUCACGAGCAGUUCUUGGCCGGUCUUGUGAAGUCUUUCUCCUCGUUGGACGUGGAAGGAAGAGUUGUGAGACUCGACUCGUUCUCCAAGGUCCUUGCUCCAGGCACCAGAUUGGGAUGGAUUGUGGCCCAAAAGAAGCUGCUCGAGAGAUUUAUUAGAUUGCACGAAGUGUCCAUUCAAACUCCUUCUGGAUUCUCCCAGACUCUAGUUGCCGGUUUGCUAGGUAGAUGGGGCCAGGACGGUUACCUGGACUGGUUGAUUGGUCUCAGAAAAGAGUACACCAUCAAGAGAAACUUCACCAUGAACAGUCUUCUCAAGCACAUGCCAAAAGACGUUGUCGCAUUCGAGCCUCCUAUGGCCGGUAUGUUCUUCAUUGUGAAGAUCGACGCUUCUAAACACCCUAAGUUUGCCACUGAGUUCGGCAAGGACCCAAUCAAGGUGGAGACUGCUAUCUAUGAGAAAUCGCUGGAGCAGGGCUGUUUGUUGAUUCCAGGCUCGUGGUUCAAGUCGCCAAAUUUCAAGGAACACGGCUCUACCGAGAUCUUCUUCAGAGGUACCUACGCCGCCGUGGCAUUGGAGAAACUCGACCUUGGACUCAGCAGAUUCGGCAAGGCCAUCGAGCUUGAGUUUGGUUUGUAG
Molecule: messenger RNA, 1425 nt
Organism: Ogataea philodendri
Lineage: Eukaryota; Fungi; Ascomycota; Pichiomycetes; Pichiales; Pichiaceae
Exons: 1
Coding region: 1-1425 (474 amino acids)
Biological process (GO): aromatic amino acid catabolic process; L-tyrosine biosynthetic process
Molecular function (GO): L-2-aminoadipate:2-oxoglutarate transaminase activity; pyridoxal phosphate binding; aromatic-amino-acid:2-oxoglutarate transaminase activity
Source: RefSeq, a predicted model, not a curated record